Messenger RNA from Endocarpon pusillum Z07020, 1449 nucleotides. RefSeq lists its product as uncharacterized. The transcript has 2 exons. The coding region runs from base 1 to 1449 and encodes 482 amino acids. Lineage: Eukaryota; Fungi; Ascomycota; Eurotiomycetes; Verrucariales; Verrucariaceae. Gene Ontology annotation, molecular function: monooxygenase activity; heme binding; iron ion binding. The record is from RefSeq and is a predicted model, not a curated record.
AUGCUGGAUCGUUGGGUCAUCCUGCCACCUCUCUUGGCUUUGGCCUAUUUUAUUCUCAGUAGAUGCCACUGGCGGUAUCAGCUAUACCAUUUCUCCAAGCUGAAUGACUGCCAAGAUGCGCCUCAUGAGGGAUCAUGGUUGGAUUGUCACACCGGUGUCUUCAAAGCCAUCACUCUCGGGCGGAAUUUCCGAAGGAAGACGUCACUUGACUACACCAACCAGCUCUUUGAAAAGUACGGCAACACAUAUUCUACCAAAAUUCUCGGUCAGAAUGUGCUCUUUACCUGCGACCAUGCCAACAUCGACCAUAUCCUCUCUGCCGCCUUUGCCGACUACGAUAGCUCCUCCACGAGAGCGCAUCUUUUCGAAGCGCCCGCCCCUCGAGGAAUCUUUGCAGUUGAUGGACAGCGAUGGAAGGACACUAGAAAGCUUUAUCGCAAGCAGUUCUCCAACAACCGGUUGAUAUGUGAUUUCGACGACCUUGAGCGGCAUGUACAGAAUUUCAUCAAAAAGGUACCGGACAAUGGCCAGCCAUUCGACAUUCAUGCUCUCUUCUACAACUUAGGUCUCGAUACUACUUUCGCCUUCACCGUCGGCAAGCCUGUGAAUGCGUUGAGUUCUGAUCAGACACCGGAAGAGAAGCAGAUUAUGGAAGACUUAGAAUGCGUCAAGGAAACAAUUACGCGAGAUGCAUUCAUUGGCCCUCUGCGGCACUUCUAUGACAGAGGUGCUUUUCUGAGGGCUUCCCAACGUCUCCGCAAUUUUAGUGAAGCGUCUGCCAUCCAGGCAGUCUACGACGCACAGAAGGAGCGCAAUUCAGACCUUAAGCUAUCUAGUGGUCAACAGCAACCAUAUACGUUCGUGCGAGGCCUGAGCAAAGAAAUUGACGAUGUUCCAUUAAUAGUCGACCAGUCGGUGAGUGCCCUGCUUGCCGGCGUAGACACUAUAGCAGGCCUGCUUUCGACAACUUUCUUUCUAUUGGCACGGAACGCUCGAGUAAUGCAGAAAUUGCGCGCCAGCAUAAUAGACAAUGUCGGGCACGAGCGCCCAACGUACGACCAACUCAAGCAAUUGACAUAUAUGCAGCAGGUUUUUAAUGAAGUGCUGAGACUCUUUCCUCCUAUUCCGUUCAACCACAGGACUGCUAACAAGAAUACCUUCUUACCCCGUGGGGGAGGGCUGGACGGCAGCUCCAAAAUCUUUGUGGAGAAAGGUGUUCAAGUUGUUUUCUCGACAUGGGCCAGUCAUCGCAUGAGCGACGCCUUUGGGGAAGAUUGCGAUGCAUUUGCCCCGGAGCGAUGGGAAAAGCUGCGGGCACAUCCACUCGGCUUCGCGCCCUUCAGCCGCGGUCCAAGAGUCUGCCCUGGUCGUGAGUACUAUCUAUCAUCUAUCUAUCUCGUCCUUGCGUCGGCACGGACUUCAUUCUCAAAGGGGGUUUUCGCCAACUAA